GCACAGGAAAGCAACCAGUAAAAGAUGGCCUCUCACCACCUUCCCUUCCACCGCACUCUUCUAGUUUACCCUCCUCUCUCUGCCACCGUCCCUUCCUUCCCCAGCUCAACAAGUCAUGGGCUCUUGUGUUAGCAAGUGCUACACCAGUGCUCAUCCUCCUCCUCCUCCUCCCCCUGACCUUGAUUCUUGCGUUCUGCAAGACAAGCUCGUCAUCUCUGAAUCCGCUCCUCCUCCCAACUCUCUCUCCUGUGCUCUCUCCAAGGCACAGACUCCCUCCUCCUCUUCCUGUUCCUUGUUGUCUUCUUCUUCUCCUUCCGUUUCCUCCUCCUCCUCCUCCUCCUCGAACUCGUGUAGUAGCACUUCUUCGCUGCUGCAAUACUCGAGCGCACACAAGCAUGGUGAAGCUGUGAAGCCUAAGCCUGUCAAGUCUGCUGUCCAAACUCUGCAGCCUACACCGAAGAAAUCGGUUCCAGCAAAGAGAGCUCGCUCUUCCUCGCCGAAUGCGGUCGCUGGGCGUAAGGUUUACAGGACCGAGAACAGCUCGGUGGCGGUGGCGGCUCCUCAGAGACGGAGAAGCACGCAGAUCGAGAAGCAAAGACACGAUGUUAUGGCUCCUCAGAUCACCGCAAGGAAGGACAACACCCGACUCCGGCAAAGUUUGAGCUCAGAGAAAGAGAUAAGGGUGCACCACAUCCACCAUGUCCACAACGCACAGGAGGUCUCAUCUGGGGUUCCUCUCGCCGACGACCUAGACAAUCCUCUCAUAUCUAUGGACUGCUUCAUCUUUCUUUGAAGAAGAAGAAGAAGAAGUAAUUGCAGCUCGAGCUCGCAAUAAUGGUUUGUCUGUUUGGUGUCUUCUUUACAUUCGUUGUAUCCGUAACUCUACCUCUGAGUGAGUGACAGAGAGCACACAUACAAGGAAGAGGUCAUGUGGAUUAAGCGUAUGGAGGCUUGUUUGGUUUGUACUCGAAUGUAGUAUUGGUGAAGUCAUGUACAAAUAUGGAGUGUUGAUUUCUUA
Messenger RNA from Musa acuminata AAA Group (dessert banana), 1018 nucleotides. Its product is annotated as verprolin. Bases 116 to 793 code for a protein of 225 amino acids. The transcript has a single exon. Lineage: Eukaryota; Viridiplantae; Streptophyta; Magnoliopsida; Zingiberales; Musaceae. The record is from RefSeq and is a predicted model, not a curated record.